Carlito syrichta (Philippine tarsier) is the source of this 4936-nucleotide messenger RNA. RefSeq names its product vinculin (gene VCL). Gene Ontology annotation, molecular function: actin filament binding; structural molecule activity. NCBI's taxonomy places the organism in Eukaryota, Metazoa, Chordata, Mammalia, Primates, Tarsiidae. Bases 52 to 3033 code for a protein of 993 amino acids. Gene Ontology annotation, biological process: cell adhesion. The transcript is spliced from 21 exons. Gene Ontology annotation, cellular component: actin cytoskeleton. The record is from RefSeq and is a predicted model, not a curated record.
GUUGGAAAAGAGACUGUGCAAACCACUGAGGAUCAGAUUUUGAAGAGAGAUAUGCCACCAGCAUUUAUUAAGGUUGAGAAUGCUUGCACCAAGCUUGUCCAGGCAGCCCAGAUGCUUCAAUCAGACCCUUACUCAGUGCCUGCUCGAGAUUAUCUAAUAGAUGGGUCAAGAGGCAUCCUCUCUGGCACAUCAGACCUGCUCCUUACCUUCGACGAGGCUGAGGUUCGUAAAAUUAUUAGAGUUUGCAAAGGAAUUCUGGAAUAUCUUACAGUGGCAGAGGUGGUGGAGACUAUGGAAGAUUUGGUCACUUACACAAAGAAUCUUGGGCCAGGAAUGACUAAGAUGGCCAAGAUGAUUGACGAGAGACAGCAGGAGUUGACUCACCAGGAGCACCGAGUGAUGUUGGUGAACUCCAUGAAUACCGUGAAAGAGCUGCUGCCAGUUCUCAUUUCAGCUAUGAAAAUUUUUGUAACAACUAAAAACUCAAAAAACCAAGGAAUAGAAGAAGCUUUAAAAAAUCGCAAUUUUACUGUAGAAAAAAUGAGUGCUGAAAUUAAUGAGAUCAUUCGUGUAUUACAACUCACUUCUUGGGAUGAAGAUGCUUGGGCCAGCAAGGAUACUGAAGCCAUGAAGAGAGCAUUGGCCUCCAUAGACUCAAAACUGAACCAGGCCAAAGGUUGGCUUCGUGACCCCAGUGCCUCCCCAGGAGAUGCUGGUGAGCAGGCCAUUAGACAGAUCUUAGAUGAAGCUGGAAAAGUUGGUGAACUCUGUGCAGGCAAAGAGCGCAGGGAGAUUCUGGGAACCUGCAAAAUGCUUGGGCAGAUGACUGAUCAAGUGGCUGACCUCCGUGCCAGAGGACAAGGAUCCUCACCGGUGGCCAUGCAGAAAGCCCAGCAGGUAUCUCAGGGUCUGGAUGUGCUCACAGCAAAAGUGGAAAAUGCAGCUCGCAAGCUGGAAGCCAUGACAAACUCAAAGCAGAGCAUUGCAAAGAAGAUCGAUGCUGCUCAGAACUGGCUUGCAGAUCCAAAUGGUGGACCGGAAGGAGAAGAACAGAUUCGAGGGGCUUUGGCUGAAGCUCGGAAAAUAGCAGAAUUAUGUGAUGAUCCUAAAGAAAGAGAUGACAUUCUGCGUUCCCUUGGAGAAAUAUCUGCUCUGACUUCUAAAUUAGCAGAUCUACGAAGACAGGGGAAAGGAGAUUCCCCAGAGGCUCGAGCAUUGGCCAAACAGGUGGCCACAGCCCUCCAGAACCUGCAGACAAAAACCAACAGGGCUGUGGCCAACAGUAGACCCGCCAAAGCAGCUGUCCACCUUGAGGGCAAAAUUGAGCAAGCACAGCGGUGGAUUGAUAAUCCCACAGUGGAUGACCGGGGAGUGGGUCAGGCUGCCAUCCGGGGGCUUGUGGCUGAGGGCCAUCGUCUAGCUAAUGUCAUGAUGGGACCUUAUCGCCAAGAUCUUCUUGCCAAGUGUGACCGCGUGGACCAGCUGACGGCACAGCUGGCUGACCUGGCUGCUAGAGGGGAAGGGGAGAGUCCUCAGGCGCGAGCACUUGCAUCUCAGCUCCAAGACUCCUUAAAGGAUCUGAAAGCUCGGAUGCAAGAGGCCAUGACUCAGGAGGUGUCAGAUGUUUUCAGUGAUACCACAACUCCUAUCAAGCUAUUGGCAGUGGCAGCCACUGCCCCACCUGAUGCACCCAAUAGGGAAGAGGUAUUUGAUGAGAGGGCAGCCAACUUUGAAAACCAUUCAGGAAGGCUUGGUGCCACAGCAGAGAAGGCGGCUGCUGUUGGAACUGCUAAUAAAUCAACAGUGGAAGGCAUUCAGGCAUCAGUGAAGACUGCCCGAGAACUUACUCCCCAGGUGGUCUCAGCUGCUCGAAUCUUACUUAGGAACCCUGGAAAUCAAGCUGCUUAUGAACAUUUUGAGACCAUGAAGAACCAAUGGAUUGAUAAUGUUGAAAAAAUGACAGGGCUGGUGGACGAAGCCAUUGAUACUAAAUCUCUGUUGGAUGCUUCUGAAGAAGCAAUUAAAAAAGACCUGGACAAGUGUAAGGUAGCCAUGGCCAACAUUCAGCCUCAGAUGCUAGUUGCUGGGGCAACCAGCAUUGCUCGUCGGGCCAACCGGAUCUUGCUGGUGGCUAAGAGGGAGGUGGAGAACUCUGAGGAUCCCAAGUUCCGUGAGGCUGUGAAAGCUGCCUCUGAUGAAUUGAGCAAAACCAUUUCCCCAAUGGUGAUGGAUGCAAAGGCUGUGGCUGGAAACAUUUCUGACCCUGGCUUGCAAAAGAGCUUCCUGGACUCAGGAUAUCGGAUCCUGGGAGCUGUGGCCAAGGUCAGAGAAGCCUUCCAACCUCAGGAGCCUGACUUCCCGCCUCCUCCACCAGACCUUGAACAACUCCGACUAACAGAUGAGCUUGCUCCUCCCAAACCACCUCUGCCUGAGGGUGAGGUCCCUCCGCCCAGGCCCCCACCUCCAGAGGAGAAGGAUGAAGAGUUCCCUGAGCAGAAAGCUGGGGAGGUGAUUAACCAGCCAAUGAUGAUGGCUGCCAGGCAGCUCCAUGAUGAAGCUCGCAAAUGGUCCAGCAAGGGCAAUGACAUCAUUGCAGCAGCCAAGCGUAUGGCUCUGCUGAUGGCUGAGAUGUCUCGGCUGGUAAGAGGGGGCAGUGGUACCAAACGGGCACUCAUUCAGUGUGCCAAGGACAUCGCCAAGGCCUCAGAUGAGGUGACUCGGUUGGCCAAGGAGGUUGCCAAGCAGUGCACAGAUAAACGGAUUAGAACCAACCUCUUACAGGUAUGUGAGCGAAUUCCAACCAUAAGCACCCAGCUCAAAAUCCUGUCCACGGUGAAGGCCACCAUGCUGGGCCGAACCAACAUCAGCGAUGAGGAGUCUGAGCAGGCCACAGAGAUGCUGGUUCAUAAUGCCCAGAACCUCAUGCAGUCUGUGAAGGAGACUGUGCGAGAAGCAGAAGCCGCUUCAAUCAAAAUCCGAACAGAUGCUGGAUUUACACUGCGCUGGGUUAGAAAGACUCCCUGGUACCAGUAGGAACCUAGUUGGACCUGGUUGGCACAGCGACUCCUCCUAAACAGAAGGAAAAUGAUCCAAGUCCCCAGGAGCCACCCAGAGUUGCUGGGGGUUGAAAAAACAUUUAUACUCUUUUUUUCAUGGACACUUUGAAAUAUGUCUCCGUAUAAAGCCUGUAUUCUCAAACACAGUUAUACUUGUGCACAUUGUAUUCCAAUAGGCAGACUGGGCUUCUAGCCCAUGGACUUCACAUAAGCUCAGAAUCCAAGAGUGAACACUAGCCAGACACCCUGCUCUGCCCUUGUUCCCAAGGGAAUAUUUCCCUGUCUCCCUUUCCCUGGCCCCCAUUCAUCCUUCCUUUCUCCCAGGACCCAGGCAUAUCAGUUAAGAAGGAAAUCACUGUGCCUCCAAAAAUUGUUUUGUGUUUUCCAUGUUGCUGCCGAGCCUGCCUGCCUUUUCUGGGUUGUGCUACCUGGGUCCUUUUCAGAAGUGGGCUUCACUGCUGCAGGGAAAGGUGGCCUCUGGGGAGCCCCAGCAUAUGGGGUCUGGAUGCAUUUCCUGCCCUUCUCCUAUUUAGUCCUAGUUUCCCACAGUAUAUAGUUCACUGUCAGGAGGAUAUAACAGAAUCACAUGAUUCUGUAUUUACCAUGCCCCUGAGCAAUGUCUGUGCUAGGGAAACUUCCUGUCCCGUACUCUGUCUUGGCCCGCCAAGGUAGCCAUCCCACAAACACACUGUGUCCUGGUGCUCUCUGCCAUUGGGGGAGCAGAGUAGCCAGGGUGUAGCCCUGCCCAUUUUCUCAGCAGGGCCACUCCUAGGCACUCUGUGCUUUGUCACUGCCUGCAGACUGUGCUGAGGCCUUACCAUUCAUUCUUAGCUCUUAAUUGUUCAUUCUGAGCUGAAAUGCUGCAUUUAAUUUUUAACCAAAUCAUGUUUCCUGUUCCUGGUUUUUGUAGUCCUUUCCCACACCCUAAAGAAGAUUUUAAAGAUAUGUGUUUGUUCAUCUGUAAUUUUGAGAUUCUUUUUAUCCUUUGGAAACUCAGCCCUAAGAAUUACGGCUUGCCCCUCAAGAGUGUUUAAUGGAAAAGCAAUCCUGUCUGAAGGACACCUCCUGCCUAAGGGAGAGUAGUAUCUGCAGACUAGAAUUCUGGUGCUGCUGGGGAUGAAUCAAUGGGAAACACUCUUCUGUAAUUUCUACCUCUCUUCAGUCAAUUACAACCAAGCCCUUUGCAUCCUUUCCCAAAUACAAUUGCUCAAAAGAGUAAUGGGUAUAAUAUUUAAUUAUAGCCAUAGUAAGUUUCCUAUUAGGUAAAUUGAGAGGACAGUUUUUCCUUUUUUGCACUAUAUCACUGCUAAGUAUUCCCCAGCACAUGUAACCACAUUUCUUCCCAAAGCCAGAACCAGAUGAGUAAAGGAGUAAUAAGAACCCUUACCUGAAUGUCCUUCCUUCCCAUGCCCAAUGUGUGUUAGAACCCGAUAUCAAAUGCAAAAAACUUGUCUUAAGGUGGUCCUGCACACUCAGGCUUCCUGUUUCCUUUUAACAGAUAAAGAUUAGUUUCAAGGCCCUCAGCAUAUUUGUCUAGUUGCUCAUCUGAUAUAAAUGCAAUAUUAAUGCCUUUAAAGUAUGAAUCUAUGCCAAAGAUCACCUUUGUUUUACUAAAGAUUAUUUAGAGGAAGUAAGAAAAAUCAUGUUUGCUUUCUAAGUUCUUCCAGUGGUCUGAGACACUGGUUUACACUUAUGCCAGAUGUGCUUUUCUCUGAUGUCAGUGCUCAAGACACAGUGAAACAAAUUAAAAAAAAAAAAUCCCUGAAUGAUAAUUAGAGAUAUCACCACUAAAAACUACAUUUAUAAGCUAGGAUUUGUUAUAUGCAAAUAUUUUCUGCCUCUUCUUUUGUUCUGUUUAAAAUAAAAUGCAUUUGUAUAAA